This is a messenger RNA of Condylura cristata (star-nosed mole), 1053 nucleotides long. It is a transcript of the gene TMEM236, whose product is annotated as transmembrane protein 236. The record is from RefSeq and is a predicted model, not a curated record. NCBI's taxonomy places the organism in Eukaryota, Metazoa, Chordata, Mammalia, Eulipotyphla, Talpidae. The transcript has 5 exons. The coding region runs from base 1 to 1053 and encodes 350 amino acids.
AUGCCUUCUGGAAAAAAAAUCAAGCUUGUGAUUUUUGAGCUCCUGGAGUUGGCUGCCUUUUCUAUUCCCACACUUGUGGUAAUGGAACAGUUUGCUAAAACCUAUCAUAACAUAAUGAAUAACUCUGAGAAAACGCAUUAUUGGUUGAUUGUUUCCUGUUCUAUUGCCUAUGUGGCUUCAGCAAGUCUAUUGAUUUGGGUUCCCGUAAAAGUUCUCUUCUUCAAGAAGCGUCAUCUUUACCAAAAGAUUAAAGGAUGGAGACCUGUUAUGAUGAUGUAUGUAGUGCUCACCACUCUUCCAAGCUUCAGCUUUUCUAUAGCAAUGACUGAGGUUCAGAAAAGUACUAAUGAUACCAUAUCUGCUGCCAUCCCUGAUACCUUACCUGACCUACCUGUGUCUUUGGUCCUGACUUCCUUGAUUGUGGUUGACAUCAUUGAAAAACUCAGGAUUUAUCCUCUUAGAGGGGAGCUAAAGAGUAAGGAAACAACAGAGAUUCACUCUUCCACUUUGCAAAACAUAAAAACGGUGACAGAACAGGUGCAUCGAAAUGAAGAAAACUCUGUACCUCCCCAGCCAGCCAGGAGGACCCAGAUACCACAGCCCCGCAGAACCAACACCGAAUCGCCUACUCUGAACGUGGAGGGCCCUCAAGAGCCCUGCUUUGACUCGGGAGUCCUGAGGGCAGCAUCUUCCUCGGACCCCCGCUCUGAGAUCUUUCUGGGGAGCUUUCUGCUGUGGUCGGACACCAUAGAAAUGGUGCGUGUGACUGGCCAUCCUGCUGUGUACAAGUCUGGCUGGGUGUACCCAGUGUACAUAUUCAGUUUCAUUUCUCUUCUUCGAAUUAUCCUAACGCCCCAAAACCCUCUCAGUAAUUGUGUCGGUGUACUGCUCCAAGAUAUCCCCUUCAUUUUUGUUCGACUCAGUUUAAUCAUUGUCCUGGGAACGAUCACACCCGUAUUGGGCCUUUGCAAAAAUAUCCUUGUGACCCUCUCGUAUGUUUACUUCAAUCAUUUAACCAAAUUCAGAGUUUUUUCUACCUUUGAAGUAUCUUAA